UUAACAUUUCUUUUCCAUAGGGCGACAUGGCUAAACGCACCAAGAAGGUCGGAACUGUCGGUAAAUACUGGACGCAUUACGGUGCCUCCCUCAGGAAAAUGGUGAAGAAGACUGAAAUAAGCCAGCACGCCAUGUACACUUGCGUCUUCUGUGGCAAAACCAAGAUGAAAAGACAAGCUGUGGGGAUCUGGCAUUGCGGUUCCUGCAUGAAAACCAUAGCGGGUGGUGUCUCUUCCUACAACACCACUUCUGUCACAGUACAGUUAGCCAUCAGAGGACUGGAGGAGUUGAAAGACCAGUAGAAGCGCCACCAUUUA
Molecule: messenger RNA, 317 nt
Organism: Leopardus geoffroyi (Geoffroy's cat)
Lineage: Eukaryota; Metazoa; Chordata; Mammalia; Carnivora; Felidae
Product: 60S ribosomal protein L37a-like
Exons: 1
Coding region: 27-302 (91 amino acids)
Biological process (GO): translation
Cellular component (GO): ribosome
Molecular function (GO): structural constituent of ribosome
Source: RefSeq, a predicted model, not a curated record